AUGACCGACGGCGAGCGCAAGCAGAAGACCGCCCGUGUGACGCCGCCAGACGCGCUCGCGCUUCCGCACGUGGUCCAGGCCAUUGCGAUGUGCUUGAAGAACCAAGCGGACUUUAGCAGCUUUCUGCAUGCGGUACCACGCUCGCUCUGGACCCCGGCGCUCUCGGCCUUUCUCGACUGCACCACCGUGCUGCCAUCGUCGGUGAACGCCAACUGGCCGCGCAUUGUGCUGCACAAAAUGGACUGGCCGCCUUCGGUGUUGGCGCUUCUCGCGGCGACGCUGCCGCUGCGUCCACGCAUCGAACUCCAGUUUGCGGUCCGGGACGCAGCGCCACUGGCCUCGCUCGUUGCCGCCCUCGGACCUGCGCUCAGCAGCGUCAUUCUCAAUUUCUACGACAGCAUCAUGAUCCAAGGCCGAGACCAAGCGAUCAGCAACCUCCUCUCGCAGCGCUGCCCACGUCUGCGCCGCGUGGCUAUCUCGGUCCAAUCUUCUUCGGAGAAGGAUGCCGUCAAGUUCAUCGGCCUGCUCGCUGUCGUCGCCCACCCACUUGUCUCCGUCUCGUCUCUCUACCUCGAGGGCGUGACUACCGUGCCACGACUCGGGCACCUCUUGGCUUCUUGGCUCUCGACGGCGCCAGCGACGAAGCUCCGAUUGGCCAAUAUCGCGCAGAUGGACCAUGAGGGCGCCAUUGCGUUCUGCGAUACGCUGCAAGCCAACACAACCCUCCAACGGCUCGCCAUCGACAAAGUCCCCAGCCUCGGUGGCUUCCACGGCCGCACGCUCCCAGUGUCGUUGAAGACCUUGGCGUGGGAGAGCCGCCCCAACAGAGUCGUCGACGACACAACUCUGACGGACCUCGCGACCGCCGUCGGGCCCACGCAGCUCGAGCGUCUCGAGUGCAGCGCCUUUGGCCAGUUGGCAACAUGCCCGGCGGCGGCGCCGAUGCUGUCGCAACUCCAGUGCCUCAUGGUCUCCUGGUUGCACGCCAACUACAUGCCGGCAUUGAUCGCGGGCUUGUCGUCGGUUCCGGCGCUGACCUCUCUUUAUCUUUGCUAUUGCGACGUCACUUCGUCGACGGAGCUGCUCAUGGAGACGCUCGCGACGACGUGCGUGCAUCUCGAGACGCUGCGUGUCAUCGAUCCGCAGUUGACGCGCGAUGGAGUCACCGCUCUUCUUACGGGCGUAUUGCAAUUGCCACUCUUGACGACGCUGGACCUCCGGAUGCAUCUGCUGGAUGCGUUGCAUGUGCUUCCAGAGCUCGUUGCUGCGGGUCGCCACCUUCGCAGCCUCACCUUAAUGAACAUCGGGCGCAACAACUACGAUCAUGAGAAGCGAGCGAUCUACAAGGCGCUGGCGCAAGUCCCCGACGUCCCAUUUGUGGCCUACACGCUACCAGAGGACAUGGAUGGAUCCGUCGUCGACGCGCUUCGUCGACGAGCCGAUCGCCGCUACCAGUGCUACUUGGCUCUCUAA
Molecule: messenger RNA, 1473 nt
Organism: Saprolegnia parasitica CBS 223.65
Lineage: Eukaryota; Oomycota; Saprolegniomycetes; Saprolegniales; Saprolegniaceae
Exons: 1
Coding region: 1-1473 (490 amino acids)
Source: RefSeq, a predicted model, not a curated record